This is a messenger RNA of Solanum tuberosum (potato), 1029 nucleotides long. RefSeq names its product inositol-tetrakisphosphate 1-kinase 1-like. The transcript has a single exon. The record is from RefSeq and is a predicted model, not a curated record. Gene Ontology annotation, molecular function: inositol-3,4,5,6-tetrakisphosphate 1-kinase activity; ATP binding; magnesium ion binding. Gene Ontology annotation, cellular component: cytoplasm. Gene Ontology annotation, biological process: inositol trisphosphate metabolic process. Lineage: Eukaryota; Viridiplantae; Streptophyta; Magnoliopsida; Solanales; Solanaceae. Bases 1 to 1029 code for a protein of 342 amino acids.
AUGCCUGAAUCACUAUUAGCUGGAGAGAGGUUCCGCAUUGGUUACGCUCUUGCACCCAGAAGUGUAAGUAGCUUCAUCCAAGAUUCUCUCAUCGUUUACGCUGAAAAACGAGGCAUUGAUCUCAUCCCAAUCGAUCUCGAAAAACCAUUGAUCGAACAAGGUCCUUUCGACUCUGUUUUCCACAAGCUCUACGAUGCAGAAUGGAAGAAGCAAUUGGAAGAAUUUUCACUUGAAAACCCCACUGCUAUCAUAGUCGACCCGAUUGAAUCCAUCGAGAAGCUCCACAAUCGAGUCUCCAUGCUCGAUGCAGUUAAGCAAUUGAAAAUUGAAAAUCUAGAAAUUCCCCUGCAGGCUUUCGUUGACUCCAACGAAAGCCUGCAGGAUGAAAUUGCUAAUCAGGGGAUGAAAUUUCCCCUGAUUGCAAAGGCGGUGAUUGCUAAUGCUACAGCUGACGCUCAUCAGAUGUCUCUAGUGUUGAAUGGCGACGGAUUAAACGGAAUUAAAACCCCAAUCGUAUUACAGGAAUUUGUAAACCACGGGGGAGUGAUUUUCAAGGUUUAUGUAGCAGGGGAUCAUGUGAAAUGCGUGAAGAGGAAGUCGUUGGGUGAUAUAACCGAAGAGAAAUUGGGGAAUUCGGAGAAUUUGAUUCCGUUUUCACUGAUUUCUUACUUCGCUGAUAAUGACCAGAGCGAUGAGAGUUUAGCGAAGCUGAUGGAGGCAGCAGUUAUGCCUCCAUCAAGCUUCGUUAACGAAGUUUCAAAGCAGUUACGACGUGCUUUGAAACUUCAUCUUUUCAAUUUUGACAUGAUAAGAGAUAGUAGAGAUGGAAAUCGGUAUCUAAUUAUUGAUAUCAAUUAUUUCCCUGGUUAUGCUAAAGUGCCUGAAUAUGAACAAAUGCUGACUCCCUGUUUUCUUGAUUUAGCUCACCAGAAGCGCAGCAAAGAGACUGCUAAUAUUGACCAUGAGGCAGAUUCGACUGGUCAUAAGACGCAGGAGGCAGACUCUAAUGGUCAUAUAGUGGACAAUUAA